AUGGCCUCAGUCGAGGAAGAUGACCCAAUGGCCCCAGCGUCGGACGAGGGCGAAGGGGACGUGAUUAUGCCAGGAGCAGCUGAAGACAGUUCAGAAGAAGAAGAAGACGAUGAAGAGGAAGCGCGACGAGUCAGAGAGGGUUUCAUUGUUGAUGAAGAUGAUGAUGAAGAUGAUGAUGAGGAACGUAGAGAACGGAGAAGGAGGCGAAAAAGAGUCAAACGACAAGAGACAGACGACGACCUUGAAGAAGAUGACCUAGCCUUACUAGAGGAGAACACUGGCGCAUCUUUCAAAAAGAAAAAGAACAGGCUGACUCGUUUGCGCCGUCGUGAUGGCUCCGAAUCACCACCAAGUCAUCGGAGAGCGAACCUAGUCGUUUCUUCGGAUGACGACCUCGACCAGGAUGAGCCUAGGCAAACAAUACAGGACCUCCAAAACAUUUGGGACAAUCACGAUGACGAUGGGCAAGAUACCGACGAUUUCAUCGACGAUUCAGACGACCCAGACGCAAUGAAUGACCAGGAACGCGACGAGCGCAGAAAAAAGCAGCAACAAGCCCGUCGCAAGAUGGCCCGUGCUCGUCCAGAACUCACAGGCAUAGAUGCAAGCUCAUGGCAAGAGAUAUACGAUGUCUUCGGCGAUGGGCAUGACUACGACUACGCUAUGGAGGAUGACGACGGUAACGAAGGCGAAUACGGCAAAGCUGAAGCCAAGUUUACGGACGUCUUCGAACCCUCGGCAAUACAGAAUCUCUUCCUAACAGAAGACGAUGAUCUUAUUCGCGUGAAGGAUGCUCCUGAGCGCAUGCAACUCGCGUCUUCUACGCUUUCCAAAACUCCAGUCAUAACACCGACACUCCAUCUCUCCUCCGACGAACUUGAUGAUGCUGCUAUCUGGGUGACUCCGCGCAUCUCCAAGAAGAAAGCCAUGGACUAUUUUACCCCCAGCGGCGAACUCAACCCUUUCAGCCCGCAACUCGUUGAAGCUGUGACGUAUACUUUGCGACAACUGUUCAUCGAGUUUGUUGAAGUACCCUUCAUUUGGCAUCACAGGCGCGACCACCUCCUCCUAUUUAGUUCUGGUUCUUCUCCCAGGGAGCUCUUGGACUUGAAGGAGCUCUGGCGCAUCUAUGCGCUUGGCCAAAAGUAUUGUUCUCUGCGUGACCGUCGUCGAGCAGUGGCGGAGGCUUACGCCCGGCUCAAGGUGACAGAUACCUACUAUGAACAAGAUAUCGUGCCUCGCAUGGAAAGCGCCGAAGUGGUGGCGGAUACAUCAGAGUGGCUUCUGAUGAAGUACAAGGACAAACGAGACGACGAGAUGCAAUUCCGCUUCCACGACGACAACGAAGAAGAACAGGCAGAUGUCCCGAAACACAAGAUGCCCAGUCGCAUUUCCGCUUAUGAAGUUGCCAAGAAGAGCGUCAUCUCAAAACUUACUCGUGAUGGUUUUGGAAUUGCGGCUCCCGAAAUCGUUCAAAAUUUCCUCUCUUCUUCCAACGUCAACUUCCUUGUCGAACAGGAACUCAAUCCUCUGGUCUAUGCAGAGCAGUUUGUCAACCCUGACCCUAUGCAAGCAGAGACCCCCGAUGAACUUCUUCGUAAGGCACGGAUGAUUCUUGCCACCGAGCUCGGAAAAGACCCCUUGUUGAGGGCCCAAAUGCGCGAUACAUUCCGAAGCGAGGGCCGUGUCACUAUCCACCCAACGGACACAGGCAUUCUGAAAAUUAGUGAAGAUGACCCAUCAUUUAGCUUCAAAUAUCUCGAACAUAAACCGAUACACAUGAUGUACUCGGAUGCCCAAUUCCUGCAUAUGCUCAAAGCCGAAGAGAAGAAUCUAGUCACGAUAUCUAUUUCCUUAGCGGACGAAGACAAAGGGAAAUUCGAACGAAGGUUGAUGACCGCAUUCGAAUCAGACAGCUUCAGUGAAUCGGCACGAGCAUGGAACGAACAGGGGAGUUUGGUCGUUCGAGAAGUUCUGGAGCAGCAUUUAAUACCCAUGGGUGCUAAAUGGAUCAGAGAACAUUUGCGCGAUGAGGUUGAAGAUGCUCUUGCCCAGCGGUGUGCUGAUGAACUACGAAAGGCUCGUCUUCGAGUGGAUGUCACCCCAGUAACUGUUACCGGCAUGAAGGAAGAUCGACCCUCGGUUUUGGCCAUCUCUUGGGGCAAAGGCGACCCGCAUAGGAACGUCAUUACCGUUGUCUAUCUCGAUCCACGUGGCCGCAUGCGAGAACAGACCCAACUGGACAAUCUCACUGUCGGCAAGUUCCGUGACGAAUUCAUCGACCUUCUCCGCAGGCGCCAACCAGAUGUUAUUGGCAUCAGCGGGUUCAAUAUGACGACCGUUAAAUUGAUGAUGAAGGUCAAGGAAAUCAUCCAUGAGCUCUCGACCGAGGCCUCGUCUGAUGCAAAACGAUUCGAAAACGCCAUGAUCAUCUAUGUUCGCGACGAAGUGGCACGCUUAUAUCAGCAUAGCCAACGCGCGCAGGACGAGUUCAGUGGGUAUACUACGGAUACCAAGUACUGCAUUGGUCUUGGUCGAUACGUCCAAAGCCCGCUAAACGAGUAUGCUGCUCUCGGAUCAGACAUCAGCACUUUGUUGUUGUUGUCUGAUCCGGUAGAGACCAGUUUCAAGGCUAUCGAUCAACACCUGGUACCACAAGAGAAAUUGUUGAUCUGGUGUGAACGGGUGCUCAUCGAUGUCGUCAACAAAGUUGGGGUGGACAUCAAUCGUGCAGUGGGUGACGCGUACUACCAAACGCUGUUACCAUAUGUCUGUGGUCUUGGUCCUCGCAAGGCCCAACAACUUGUGAAAAUGAUUGAGCGCUUGGGCGAGAACAUCAUCAAUCGGGAACAAUUCAUCAAGUCAGGACUCUUGACCAAGUCGUUGUUUAUUAACGCUGCCGGAUUCAUUCGAAUUACGCAGCAGGAAGACCCCAAAACCCAAGGAAAAUUCCGCGCGGAGGAUGAGCACACUCCUGACCCGCUAGACAACACACGAAUCCACCCAGAGGACUACGAACUUGCGCGCAAGAUGGCUAUGGAUGCUGUUGGCUACGAUGAAGACGACAUCCAAGACAAGCACCCGUCCUGGGUUGUCGGCUUGAUCAUGGACGAUUCAGACAAUGAACGGAAGCUUUCGGAGCUCGAUUUGGACGAGUUCGCUGAAAAGCUCAAGGAAGCUAAUCACGACCUCAAACGCUUUACUCUGGAUCUCAUCAAAAACGAGUUUAUGCGACCGUUCGCAGAGAAACGAUCACCCUUCCCUUACCUCUCAGGACCCGAGGUUCUCACCAUGUUGAGCGGAGAGACAACGAAAAGCUUACGCCCUCAUCUCAUUGUCUCUGCUGUGGUUCUGCAGGCAAACUCUCGCGGCCUGCGCGCCCGAUUAGACUCCGGACUCGAGGGGCCGGUUGAAAUUGACUCGCUCAAUGCACCGAAGACCCUUCCUCAGAAAGGACAAACCAUCACCACCGUUAUUCGGAGUGUCACAUCGGAGCUCCAGACCGACGAAUUCUUCGUCCACCUUGCCCUUGUUAAUUCCGAUGGGCAAACGGACGAUAAAUACGAACGGAGCACUCUGCCUGACUUGUUUUGGGAUGGCGUGAGGUACCAACGCGACAAGGACCUGUUGGCGAGGAAAAAACGAGCCGAGGUCGACCGGACUCGCAAGAUCAUCAAGCACCCCAACUUCCACAAUUUCAACAGUUCUCAAGCAGAGACGUUCUUGGAGAAGCAACAGCGCGGCGAUGUGGUUAUUCGUCCUUCGUCCAAGGGAGCUGAUCACCUUGCGGUUACAUGGAAGGUGGAGGACCAACUCUAUCAACAUAUCGACGUGACCGAAGUCAAUGAUCCGCGUGCCUAUGGUCCUCAAUACAUCAUCGACUCUGCUCAUACUUACUCGGAUUUGGAUGAACUGAUAGUCAACCACGUGCAAGCGAUGGCUCGCAAAGUCGAGGAACUUAUGGCGCAUGACCGCUACAAGGCCGGUUCCGAAGAUGACCUUCACAUCUUCCUCAAGAACUCGCUCGCUGCCAAUCCCGGCAAGAGUAUGUAUGGCUUUACACUGAACCGCAAGAGGCCCGGGCAUUUCAGCCUCUGCUUCCUCGCCAACAAGAAUUCACAUGUUCAAAAUUGGCCCGUUCGAGUAACCCCUGAAUCAUACAUGCUCUUCGAUGCAGCGGCUGUCGGUGUCCCCGAGCUGUGCGACGCGUUCAAAGUCCGACAUCUCCAUGAAUCGCAAAGCCAGCAGACCACAGCAGGCAGCAAGACUCCGUUUGGGGCCGGAGGGAGGACACCGGCACGGCCUGGAAACGCAACACCGGGGCAUUUGUCUGUUCGCCAAGCUGCAACCCCCAACCCGUACACUGGGGCCCAAACACCUUCACGUUACGGCGCACCGCCACCAGCGGGGAUCCCGCAGACUGCCUAUGGUUAUCCGCCAAAUCAGCCACAGCCACCCUACGGGUACCAGACUCCUGGGCAUCGACCAGGGUUCCCCCCGCCGGGCCAACCGCCAUUACCAGCGGGCAUGAACCCUCAGCGGGCGGCGAUGAUUCAGCAAGGAUGGCAAUGA
This is a messenger RNA of Mycena indigotica, 4572 nucleotides long. Its product is annotated as Transcription elongation factor Spt6. Gene Ontology annotation, cellular component: transcription elongation factor complex. NCBI's taxonomy places the organism in Eukaryota, Fungi, Basidiomycota, Agaricomycetes, Agaricales, Mycenaceae. The record is from RefSeq and is a predicted model, not a curated record. Bases 1 to 4572 code for a protein of 1523 amino acids. Gene Ontology annotation, biological process: transcription elongation by RNA polymerase II; mRNA transcription by RNA polymerase II; nucleosome organization. Gene Ontology annotation, molecular function: histone binding; nucleosome binding; DNA binding. The transcript is spliced from 13 exons.